Chilo suppressalis (striped riceborer) is the source of this 4017-nucleotide messenger RNA. Lineage: Eukaryota; Metazoa; Arthropoda; Insecta; Lepidoptera; Crambidae. The record is from the annotation of a GenBank genome assembly.
AAAAUAUAUUUGUUGCGUAUGACAUGUGUUUGACUCGAAUUUGACUUGACGAUUGAGGAAUAAAAAUAAAGAUUUAAAUCUGCAAUCUUUGUUGAUGGUGGUUAGUGAAUUUAAUUCUAAAAUACGCUAUUAAUUGUGUUAACUAAUUGCCACCAUUGAUAGACUGUAUUUAAGUGAAAUAUACAUGCACCCGCCGAAUUUCGGCACAUCUGUGUUAGAUUGCACGCUCGUAUUUUUGCAAACAUGUCAAAGUGGGUUGGUUAUGCUGUUUCUGUAAAUUGUGGUGAACCUUUAGGUUGUUAUCAAGGGACUAUACUAGAAGCAGAUGGAAGUACAAUUACUCUCACUAAAGCCUUUAGAAAUGGAUUCCCCUAUCCCAAAUCUAAAGUCACGCUCAAUGCUGCGGAUAUUAAAGAAUUAAAAAUAAUUGAAGCCAAACCAGAGCCCACAGAACAGACUCAUAGUACUGUUGCUGUUACAAAGAACAACAAAAAAUGUCAACGGGCCACUGUAUGUGAAAAUUUGCAAGCAAAUCCAACUAGCUCAGGUAAUCAGACAAAUGUGAACCCUAGCAGCAGCAGUAAGAGUUCAAACUCCCGUGGCCCAGCACAGGGGGCAGGGCCAGCUCGCAGUAAACCUAUUGAUAUCCAAGGGAACCGGCCAAAUAAGAGUAAUGUUAACACAGGUAGCUACGGCAACCCAGGCUCGACGCCCGGCACGAAGGGUCGCGGGCCGCAGACGGCGGCGGCGCGGCGCCGCAACGAGGCGUGCUUCGGGGACGCGGCCGACCCCGCCCUCGACCGCGACUUCGACUUCGAGGGCAACCUCGCGCUCUUCGACAAGCAGGCGCUGUGGGAGCGCAUGAGGCACGCGCACAAGCCGGAUCUAGUGCGGCAGGCUGACGAGGCAGGCGCGAAACUUCGUCACGACGAGAACGUAUUGGGCGGUUUGACGGGCGGCUGUAACGUGCGGCGAGCCAUCCGCGUUCCUGACGAGAUGCGCGGGCCCCUCGACUAUGUGACCGACGACGGGGUCGUGGUGCCCUCCUGCGGGCCCGCCCUACGCAGCCAGCUCUACAGGGGGCUCGACAGGGCCCCACGACGGGGGCGCGGUGGGGGCUCGCUGCCUCCGCCUGCUGGUGGCGCACGGGGCGCGCGGGGCCCUCCACGUGGCGGGCGCGGGCGCGGGCGCCGCCUCCGAGGCCCUGCGCCGAGAGCUGGCGGCGCUGGAGCUGGACGACGUCAGGCCCGUGGCGCUGGACCGCCUGCCCUCGCCGGACAUAGUGCUGCUGGCCCUCUACGACCUGCAGCUCGACGACCCGCAGCACCACUACCUCGCCGCCCUAGAGUGGGCGGGGUCAGCGCGCGCGGCAUGCAUCGGCGUGGAGGGGCCGGACGGUGGGUGGGGCGCGUGGGGCGUGUCGUGCCGCGCCGCCGUGUGGGGCGCCCUCCCGCCCCCCGCCGACCCCUCCCUGGGGCGCGUGUACCUGGCCGCGGUGGCCCCGCCCACCAGGCUGCUGCGGGACCUGAGGCUGCAGUACCGCUCGCCCUUCGGCGCCGCCUCGCUGUUGGCGCUGCAUCCCGCCGACGACCCGCAAGCUGAUUAGACAACUACGCGACCGCCUCCUCGAGUGAGAUCCAUCACUUCGAUGCUCUGGGGCUGUUCGAGUAUUACGUGAGCACUAUAGGGGAGCGGAGGGGUCUUCGCUUUGCUUAUUUUUAAUGACAUGGGGGGUGGGGGGUGGAGACGGUGAUUACGUCGGCAUCAUCGAUUAAGCCUUUUUAAGUACUGCCGCUCAUGAAGCUCAUGAAAGCUCAUGAAUCAAUAAAAAAAACAGAAUACAUUAAAGAAAAAAUGCAUAUGAGUACUAAUGUUUACGUAAGGAUGGGGGGGAGGGGUGAGAGCUUUGCUCACUUUUGCUGACGAGGGGGAAGAGGGGGUAUAUGAUUGUAAUAAAUCUGCUUACGUAAUACUCGAAUGGCCCCUCUCAUAUUAACGCACCAUCGCAAUGAUAAACCGCGGUCCUCCCGGCUCGAAGGUAUGCGGCUUGUUCCGAGAUCACCGUUCGCUUUCUUCGUUAGCGCUGCAUCUCGCCGAUGAAGCGCGAGCGAACUUGACGAUAUUGGAAACCUGCUAUGAGAUCCGAUUUCGAUACCUUUCCUGAUGAACGACUCGCAGCCUAGAACAUGCCACCUGACCUGCGUCUCCGGAAUCUUCUUAAACGGAAGCUUCGGGGUGGACACCCUUAAGCGGCCACGCCGCCGGACGGCGCGACAUCUCCCCCUGCUGACCGUUCCAUGAAAAAGUGGUUUUUAGCUGAUGAAGCACCGCCGAAGAAAUUGUUGAAAAAUCUAAAGCUGCGAUACCACCCAUCGUUCGGUGCCGCCUUCUUUCCCGGCCCUCCAUCCUGCGACGAACCAGGAGUGGCUCAGUCGCGUUGAGACAGAUCGACGCAGUCCGACGCCACCCGAAUGAUGCUGCGUUAAAGAUUUUUAGCUAUACGAAGCUAGUCUAAGUCAGGAUGCACCGCGAUAUGAAUAUAUAAUAAUUUAGGCAAAUUUCUUGAGCCAAAAUCAUACAUAAUCCUGCGCAGUAUACGUUUUUGUAUGUAAAAUUGCCACUGCGCAAACUUCCUUGUCUAUGGUUGUUGCUCGAAAAGUCCACCGGGGUGUAUACUUUAGUGAAAAAUGAACUAAGACUACGAUGAAACAAAAAGUACAAAAGUGAAAACUUGUGUUUUGCUUGCCUUCGAACUGAAAAUGUGAAACUUAAAAAUCAUUAAUUUUAAUAAUCGAAUCUUAGUUGAAUAAAAUAAAUACCUAUACUUAUACGCCACCAAACAACAUUAUUUUGAACUGUGUAACUUUUUUUUUCAAAUCUGAUCUAAUUCAUAACUUCACGCUAAAAGUUCCUUAGCACGUCAGUGACGCCACUAGGGUUAGAAUUUCCCAACUCAUAUUUGAAAUUCUACUCGAUUGAAAACUUUUCACGUGAAGUGGACUGUUGAAUAUAUAUAACUGAGGGACGGUCAAGAUAUUGUUUGUUUGUGCACCGCGUGCUUCACCCGCACCGCCCACAGAUCCCAAUUAGAGCACACUCACUCCCCAUACGCCUGCUAGAAUAUAUGAAGGUUAGAAUUUUUAUUAUUUUAAAGCAUGUAACUGCUUGAUGUUUAAAUCUAAAGAAAAUAUAUCUAGAAAAAAAUCCACGCGGACCAUAAUUGCUAUUUCUUCUUUCAAAUGUUUAAUACUUGUAAACGUAUACAUUUGACAUUGUGGGUUACCUAUAAUGCGAAGAGAUGGCGCUGCCUUGCAGCUUAAGAAUGGCUAGUAGAAUUUCGACGCGUCCGUGAGGGCCGCGGUAGCAUAAUUGGUCAGUGCAUUUGCCCGGAUUGCGAAGGGUGCGGGUUCGAGUCCCGUCUGCUGCCUGGUCCGCGUGGAAUUUUUUCUAGUUAUAUUUUCUUUAGAUAUAUGAAGGUUGUCAAAGCUCCAUUCACAGUUUGAAGAAUAUUGGACGAAACUGCAAAAAGCAAGUAGAAUAUCAACAGCGCAGAGUAUUUUCAAUAUGCCCGUGUAAAUUCGUGGUUACAUAAGAUAGAUUUCAGGUACAAAUAUAAUUUAAAAGAAUAUAUUUAUACGAACAUACAAAUUUUUGGCAAAUUUAAAAUAAUCUGCGAUGCCAUACUUGAAGUUUAGAGAAUCAUGCCAGAAUCGACACCAAUAUACUUAUAUUUUACAUGAUAAUUGAUCAUUAUUACUGGAAUUCUAAACACUUAAAAAAAAAGUGAAGUAUUUUUCAGAUACAUACAAAUACAUAUCGUUAAAAUUAUUAGAAAAAUGAACUCGGUAAACUAUUAUAGAUUUUAAUUAAGGAUGUGUGACGAGGGCGCCCGCGCGCGCCGCGAUAUAAAUGUAUAUUUUUGAAUGAACUGUACAACGAGAAUGAACGCUGCAUUGGAAAUCGUUAUUGUAUAUGAAUAAUUAUUUUGUAAUAAACUCUUUAAUGUUUACAAUCGAA